Molecule: messenger RNA, 2546 nt
Organism: Vidua macroura (Pin-tailed whydah)
Lineage: Eukaryota; Metazoa; Chordata; Aves; Passeriformes; Viduidae
Gene: ENTREP1
Product: endosomal transmembrane epsin interactor 1
Cellular component (GO): membrane
Source: RefSeq, a predicted model, not a curated record
UAAUGGCAAGAUUUUCCAUGGAAAACACGGAGAAAGAGUACUGGGGGAGAGUGGGUAGGGAGGGGAGAGAGAGGAAAGAUAUGAAAACUGCCGGGCAAAGAUUCCUUUGCCCCUGUCCCAGACAACAUGGCAUUGGCAAGCACCCAGGCACACUCAUGCACAUACAAGACACACGUCGUGCUGUCUGCCGAACCUCGUUCUCUCGUCGGGCUGGGCGCCAACGACGCGAAAUGCAAUCCAAUGGCGUCCGCACCCUCCUCCCAGUAAAGAGUUAUUUUAAAACUUUACGCAUAGCACUCGCUAGCAACAGUGACCAGGGAGAAAAGGGCAAAGGAGAAGGGCACGGGAGGGAGCACAGGAAUAAGAGGAGGGGUAAACCCUACCAAAGCUGCUGCAAAACAGCUGCAGCAGCAUCAGAGGGGAGACCUGGGACGGGAAGGAUGGCUCAGGGUCCGGGAGAAUCGGAGACGGCGUCCGAGCUCCGGCGAAGCACCUUCCGCCGGGCUCGGCGCUGGCCGCGGCCCCGCCUGGCGCUGAGGGUGAGGCCGGGGCUGGUGUUCGCCGCAGGGGAGCGGAGCGGAGCCCGCACGGGCUGCGAGGCGGCGGCAGCGCCGCAGGAAGUCGGCGCCCGAAGGCGCUGGCACGGGGGUGGCGGUGGGGCGGCCCCGCUCGGGCCGGCCCGCUUUCCGCAGCGGUCGCGCGCCGAGAGCCGCCGCCGGCACCCGUCGUGUCGUCGACGAUGGUGCUGCCGGGGUCCUGCUGCCCUCUCCCGGGAUUCGUCCCGCUUCCUCAGGCAGGGCCCCUCCGCCCGGCCGCGCCGCCGCGCCGCCGCCCGUGCCCCCUGCUGCUGUUCCGCUCGCUGUUCGGGCUGGCGCUGCUGCAGACCGGCCUGGGAUGCGCCCUGAUGGCUCUGUGUUUCGGGGCGCUGUCGCUGAGCAGCGCCCCGCAGGUGAAGAACGCGUGUCCCCUCUGGGCCGGCUCCUCGGCAGUCUUAUGUGGAAUCUUAGGGUUAACAACAUGGAAGAGGCCAAUGCGGCUUUUGGUUAACCUGUUUGUUCUGCUGUCUGUGAUCAGUUUUAUGCUGAACGUGACUGGAUUAAUACUAGGAUGUCAAGGCAUUCAAUUUGUGUCCAGGGUACCCAGAUGCAAUUUGGUGAUGUUUUUCUGCAGCUGGAAAGCCAUACUAACGGAUUUGAUCUGUGUUGUUUAUUGCAGCACACCUGUCUCUGAUGUGAUUUCACUGCACUAUACUUAUGUAAUACCAAUCAGAGGGGCUGAAGUGUACUGCCCUCUGGACCCACCUCCGCCUUAUGAAACUGUCUGCAGCUUAAAAAGCUCUGAGCAGGGAGGUGCACUUCAAAUAAAUGGUGUGGAAGAUGUUGAUUCAGGGGAAGUAAGUGACAGACAGUCCUUUCAAGCUGAAGAAAUUCAGGAGCCUUCCAGCAGAGUAAGUUUUUCCCCUUCAAAUGCAAGCUGUGUGCCUGAAGAAGUGAACAGGAGAGCCUUCAAUCCCUUGUGGAAAUGUUCUAAAAGUGACCCUGUGCUCCUGCACUGCCAGCUGCCUCAAGGGACAGUGCUCAACAGUGAAACUGCAACACUCAAUGAUGUAAAUCCACUGAAUGCUGUCACCUUGCAGAAGAGUUCAAGAGCAAAAGCUUCGCGGGGAAGACCCCAAUCUCUGAUAGACUAUAAGUCUUACAUGGACACUAAACAGCGUGUGGCGUGGGUCCUUGAGCAGUCCUGCAGCAUGAGCCCAGACAUACAUGACUUGGUGGAAAAUAUCAAGUCUGUUUUAAAAUCAGAUGAGAAACAUAUGGCAGAAGCUGUUGCCAGUGCCACUUUCCUUGAGCAGGUGAUGAUACCUGCCCAGCAAGCCACAUCCGAGAGCCAUGUGUUACCUUCCAGAUUGCAUCCUGGAUUGCUGUACCUGGAGAGCUGUGGUGACCUGAGUAUUUUCAUAACAGAGGGAGAACAGCUAGCAGAGAGGAGAAUCCAAAGAGCAGAACAUGAACGGACUCAGAGUGUCAUUGGUGUUCUCAGAGAAACUGUGCUUUGAGCUGGUUUUUUGGUUAUUCCUCAGCAGAGCACUGCUGUCAGACAUAUACAUACUACAGAAGAAGAUAAUCUCUGGCAAAUGGGUGGAUGGGUUUGUUGGUAAUCACCUUCUUUUUUAAUACUCUUAUGCACAGACCCCAAAUGGCGAAGAUUAUUCUACAAAGAGUAAUAAGCAGAUUGAAAGCUGGCCUUUACUGGGCUCUCAGCUGCAACUUGCCUGUUUGUGACACACUGGUGCCCUGCAUCUCUGUGAAGUUUGGAAAUGUGUAGUUGUGGGAUAUGAUGAUCCUUGUGGAAGGAGCUGUCAAAAGCAGUAUUGAAGAACUUUGCAAAUUUUUGGUACUUUGGUUUAAAUGAAAAUCUCCUGUCAAAAAAUGGAGACUUUCAGAUACAAACAAAGUAAAACAAUGGUGUACAGAAUUCUAAAAUUCUUCUUUAUAAAAGAAGGUUGUUGAUGUGCAAACUGGACUAAAAUAAAAUCUGUCUUGAAG